UUUUAUGUUAUAUUAUAACGACCUAUCUAUCUAUAGGAUUCAUAAAAUAUCUAUAUAUCGAUAAAUAUACACCGAUGCAUAAUAUAAUAAUAUAUUGUAUAUCGAUGUUAUUCAAAAUAAUAAAUGGUAUUGAAAUCAAUUUGCGCAUCUCUAUGUAGUAAUUAUACCUACUAUCAAGGUAUUCUGUGAUAGAACUGUGGUUUCAUGCACGACACGACAUCAGAUUUGAUAAAAGUAGAAAGCUGUUAUCAUUGAGAAAUCAGGCCAAUGAUCAUUGACUACUCCAUUUGCUCUUAAAAGUUUUACAACUGUCUAUGGUGUUGAUGCGUUUAACAUUCCAUUUAUUUGUUAAAUUUUGUAUUUGACAUUUGUUCAAAACACACACUCAAAUGCCUAAAGUCACGUGUAAGUUGUUAUUAAAUAUGUCACUCGGGUUGUAAUGUGUGUUCGAUUGUUAUGUUCCGUUUCAUUCAUCUUUGAACACACAACAUAAGUAACUACUAUAUACUACACGCAGAGGAAUAAUAUCUAGCUGAAAUGGGUAAAAACGAUGACUGUUUCAAUAACAACUACACAACAUGUGAAUACUCAAAAGAUAACCGGACCAAAGAUAGAAAACAGCUUAACAGUUCUGAUGUUUCUCAAUAUGAAGAAGUGGUGAAUUCAUUGUUUAUUAAACAGUUUGAUUUGCCAAAUUCAUGCAAAUGGAAACUUCCCGAGCCAAACACCAUGUUUAAUUACAGCAAAUGGGAGGUAAUUCAAAGUUAAUUUUACUGUCUAUAACUUAACCUUCCUAUGAAAAUAUAUCAUCCAUAAAAACUAACUUAGGUAUCUAUGUCUAUGUCUUGUGUGCAGCUUGACAUUUUGUACAAAAAAGUUCACUAUAAACUUAAUAGUAAUAUGGUUAAAAAAAACACAAACAUAAGUACUGUUUUUUGCCUCUCAAUCUCAAUACACAAUUUACAGUUUUUUAUUAUAAUUUGAAUGCUUUGUACAUGACUAUUAUGAUAUUUUUAAAAUUAUUUAGUAUCAUUUAUCAUUAUUCGGUAUAUUUGUAGGUCAGAAUUGUGUACAUAAUAUUACUUUUGUACAGUUUUUAAGCUGUAUCUAUUUAGCUACUUAUAUUAUUUACAAUUGAGUAACUAUUCAUAGUUUUUUUUGCUUUAAAACAAGUUUAUUUUAUAAUCUAUUUUUAAUUUAUUAAAUUAAUAAAUUAUAUACUUAUCUUUUUAAACAUUUUGUUUAAAUAUAUAAUUGAUAUAUACUAGUAUGCAUUUUUUAAUAGGUAUGUUAUUUGGGAAUUUAAAAAAAAUAUAAUGGGUACUAAUUAAUAAUAUGUGUACUACCCAACUAUCUGGAAUUUAAAAAAAAUAUAAUGGGUACUAAUUUUAAAAAAAAUAUAAUGGGUACUAAUUAAUAAUAUGUGUACUACCCAACUAUCUAAAGUUAUAUAUUUUUUAUAAAUCUAAAUAAUCAAGACUAUACAUAUUUUAACUUAUGUAAAACAACUUAAGAAUUUUCAUAUUUUUUUUAUUAUACAAAUUGUAUCUAUUAAUAAUAGGUAACAUUUAUGAUUAAAAUAGGGGUACAUGUUUUUUUAUUUUUUAUUCAAUACUUAUUAAGGUUGUGCAGGUAUGAAAUAUUUAUAAUAUUAUUCCAAAUUUUAUUUCAAUAAUUUAAUAUUUAAAUUCUUAUAAUAGGUUAUAUGAUAAUUAAAUACAAUUAAAAUAUAUUAGUUAUUAACUGCACUUUAGCUUUUAGCAUUAUAAUCCAUUCAAAUUGCUUACAAAUGUCAAAAAAGCACUUAAAAAGUAUUUUAAAAAGGAAAAAUGGUAGAGGGAUUUGAAAGUCUUACCUUUAAAACGUUUAAUUUAUUAAAUACAAUUUCUAACAAUGAAAAAAUAAUUAACACAAAGUACCUAGGGUGAAAUUGUCAUCCUAAGAACUUUUUUCUAUUUGUAUAUGAUUUAAUUUAUCCACAGUUAUUGAACAAAAAUCAAAACUUUACCAUGAAUAUAUUAUAAGUUUACUAAUACCUCGACUAAUACAUAAUUUUUAUUUCAAAGUCUCAAGUAUAGAAUUAUUCUUAUAGAAUGAAAAAUUAGUAUUAAUAUUUUGAAAUUUAAUUUUUUCAUUCUAUGGUCAUCCUACGAUAUCUAUGUUAUUAUAGUAAUUUAUAUCGCUCAGUAAAUUAAUUAAUGUAGAUGAAUGGGCUUUUUUGGCGUUUAUAUUGUGAUUUGUGGAUUUUAAGUGCUAAAAGUCUAAAUUAAUAUUAAUAUAAUUUAAUGAUUUAGAAUUUGAUUUCAAAAAUUGUCACAUCAACUAUUAAAAGAUAUGCAUUAUUAUUUUAUAUACUUUUUAACAUUCAAUUUUGCUUAGUGUCAAUUUUUAAAAUGUUAUUUAAUUUCUCUUUAAGGCUAAUUAUAAUAAGCUUUUUUUUAUUUUCAGUUACCAGAUUUUAUAUGUUUAAAAAAAUCAUUAAAUAAUGUCAAGGAUAAACUUGAUCAUUUUAACUUGGAGGAAUGGCAUAAAAUUACUAGGAAAACAAAUCCAGCUCUCAAAAUUUUAUAUAAAGUUAAACAAACUGGACAUCCAGAAUUGUUAACUGUAGCUUGGUUAAAAUUUUUUGAAUUAUUGAAUAGUUAUGACCUAAUAUCUCAAAAAAGCAUUGACAGUGGAAAAUUCAAUAGUGUUCAUUUGUGUGAAGCUCCUGGAGGAUUUAUUUCUGCUCUUAACCAUUAUUUAAUUAGUAAAAAGUUAAAUGUGAAAGUAAGUUAUCAAAUUAAUAGUAUUAAUUUUAUAUUUUAAUGAAUUUUUCGUAUUUUAGUGGGACUGGGUAGGAGUUACAUUAAAUCCAUAUCAUGAAGGAAAUGGUAAUCCCGAUUUGAUAAACGAUGAUAGAUUUAUUUUAUUUUCAAAAAGCCAUUGGUUUUUUGGUAGUGACCAUACUGGAGAUAUUUUUCAGAGAAACUUUUAUAAAGAUUUGUAUACAUAUGUUAAAAAUCGUUUUGGAAAAGAAGCAAGUCUGGUAAAUAAACAGUUAUUUGUUAUUGUUUUAAAGAUCAGUUAACUAUUGAAUUAAAUUAAUGUAUUAUUAUAAUUUUCAGGUAACAGCUGAUGGUAGUAUGGAUUGUCAAAAUAAUCCUGAUGAACAAGAAAAUGUAGUCAUGCGUCUGCAGUUAGUUGAGGCAAUGAUUGCCUUAAUGAUACUUGAAGAUGGUAUUGUAUAUAUAAUGUUUAUUGGUAUUAAAAAUGUAAUUAUUAAUUAAUUAAAUAAUAAUAGGUGGUACAUUUGUUUUAAAAAUGUUCACUACAUUUGAAUGUAAUUCAUUAUGUCGAAUGUAUUUGUUAUGUUGUGCAUUUGAGUCAGUACACAUAAAAAAACCAGUUACAAGUAAACCAGGCAAUUCUGAAGUUUAUGUUGUUUGUUGUGGGUACAGAGGUUUACGAUACAUUGAACCCUGGAUUCAUCAAUUCUUCUUAACUAUUGAUCGUAGUAUGUCAUACUAAAUAUCUUAGAUAUUAUUUUCCUUAUUUAUAUCUUACUUGUUAUUUUAUUAUAGUAUUAUCUGGUUAUUGUUUAUUUCAAUUGAAAGAGUUGCCUAAAGAAUUUUUAUCAUCCAUGUAUAACUGCUCCAAAUAUUUUAGUGAACAACAAAUGCAAAUUAUUGAAAAUAACAUUCAGGAGUUUCUACACAAAUUUGAUAAUGAUGCCAAAAAGUUAACGGAAUUACAAUAUAGUGUUGCUAAAACAUAUGUUGAUAGAUAUAAUGUAAAACCAAUUGAUCCAACCCAAGAAAUUAUUGGACAAAAUAAACUUAUUGUAGGUAUACUUAAAUUAUAAAUUAAAAUAAAUAUAUCUUGAUGAGAAAGUAUUAUGUAUUUUUUAGUCUAUUGCUUAUGAUUUACCAAAAAUUUCAACUGUAAAACAAGUUAUGGAUUAUUCAUUUUCUGAAAAACAACGUAGGAUAGAAUAUCAAGCAUCAGAUGAAGCAAGGUUACUUCAAGAUCAAGUAAAUAAUUUUAAACAAUUCACUUGGAAAUAUGAUUCUUCAUUUUUGUGGUAUAAUGGAGAGGUAAUAAUAAUAAGUAUUAAUCAUGUACUUUUUUAAUACUUUAUAACAUUAAAAAUGUAUUACCUACUAUUUAUUUUAAGACCAAGAAAUUUUAAGAUAUUUAAUUUUUAAUAUAAUUUUAUUAAAAACAGGACAUUGAUAUUGAUUUAUGUGAUUUUAAUAUUCAAAUGGGUAAACCUGCUUCUGUAAUACGCAACUCAAAAUUUUGUUUGGAUUUAUUAAUUGACUACAGUAACCGAGCUAGAUCAUUAUUUACCAUUCCAACCGAAGACAAAAUUAAGCGCAGAGAGUGAGUUUAUUUUUGAUUUUAAUAAUUGGUAAAUUAAAUGACAUGUUAUAUAUUUCAGUUAUUUUUGGCUUCAAAUCCCAAGGCAAACUGUUUGUGGAAAAUUAUUUGUUUGUGACCUAACAUCUAUUUAUAUCAGUGAUUGUACAAAUAACAAUAGAAAACAACUUGAUUCUUUAACAACUAUUUUAGAAUCAUUGAAACAACUUACAACUUCUGACAGUUUGUUGUUAAUUGGAUAUCCAUUGCUAACCCAAGUUAAUGUUGGUGUUUUUUUUAUACUUAUUAAAAUGUUCCUAAAGGUAUAUAUAACAGUUAUGUCAAUAUAUUAUUUUGAUAUGAUUCUUUAAAUUCUGAAUAGAGUGUAGAAACAAUUUUAUAUACAAUGAUGUGUGUUUUUAUUUUGUUUGCUUAGAAAACAUUUUGGCGGAUUAAAAUGUUUAAAAUGCUCCUUCCAGUAACUUAAUAUUUAAUUGAAAAAAGAAAGGUUGUGUGUUAUUUCAUUGUUAUUGCUGUUUUUGUCUUUAAAAUACACAAAAUCAAAUUUUCACUCUGCAAUUACAACUUUGUGCUGUUAGUUUUAAUAUUUGAGUAAAUUAAACUAUCAAACUUAAAGAUAAGAAUUUUUAUCUGUGCAUAUAUAUCAAUUUUUUGAUAUUUUAAUUUUUAAGUAAAAUAUGAAUGUAAUAAUGCUUAUAUUUGGCUUUAAAAUUAAAAUAUUUUAAAAAAGCAUGGUAGUUUAUGUUUUUACCUUUAAGUUUGUUAAUUUGGUUGGUCAGUUCACUUCAAUCUUAAAACAAACUGCACAAUUUUCAUAGCUAUAUCAUGCUAGACAGAAAUAGUACACACAAGUGUGUGUAGUCCUCUAAAUGGUGUCAGUAUUCAAUAUUUCUAAAAUUCAUAAAGAGCUAAAAAAGUAAUGAGAAAAAUGUAAGUGAAUAUACAAUCUUUUAUUUCUAAAUUCUACUCUAUUCAGAAUUAAUGUGUUCACACAUAAUUGUUUGUUCAUUGUUACUUUCAAUAUUAAAUUAAAAAAAUAACAAUAAUAAUAAAUAAUAAUAUUUUUAUACUGUCUACUCAUACUGACAUUCUAAUUUUAAUUUACAUGUGUUAUUUUAUUGUAGACUGGUGUGAUUAAACCUGAUGAAAUGGGUCAUGCUUUUGUGUUUUCAAAAUUGAAAGGGACACACAUAGAUAAUUUAAUAACUCUUUUAUAUCAAAUAAAAGAGCAUAUUAAGGAUCCCAGUAUCACUGAUAUAGUUGAAAAACAAGGGAAAUCUUUGAUAUCAUUCUUUCCAAUUGAGAAAUUAAUGUGUAAGUUGAAAAUAUAAUUUAUUGUUUUGAAUCAUAAUUUUAAAGCUAUUUAAAAUAUUAACUAUGUUUCAGUUCAACCUAUUUAUAAAGAUAUUGUUAUUGUUAAUUGCCUGAUUAUAAUCAAUGAAGUAAAAAAAACAGUAUCUUCCUACUUGGAGCAAUAUUGAUUAUUUGCAAUUCAGUAUACACACAUCAGUAUUU
Cinara cedri is the source of this 5877-nucleotide messenger RNA. NCBI's taxonomy places the organism in Eukaryota, Metazoa, Arthropoda, Insecta, Hemiptera, Aphididae. The record is from the annotation of a GenBank genome assembly.